This is a messenger RNA of Cladocopium goreaui, 1353 nucleotides long. Lineage: Eukaryota; Dinophyceae; Suessiales; Symbiodiniaceae. The record is from the annotation of a GenBank genome assembly.
AGCGGCCAUGUUGGAGCCUGCUGAGCGCAUAGCUUCUGGCAGCUCCGCUUUGGCCAGAGAGGUGGCGUUGUCAAGGUCAGCUAGGCGCUUGAGCUUCAAUGCCCGGCCGCGAUGCUGCUUCUCUGCGGCGGCAGAGAAGGAAAUUGGACAUGAGGUGAAUCGCGUGCGCGAAAUUCCGUCCCGUUUCGCAGGGGUGGCGGCAGGCCUUGGCAAAGUUUCCAGGGUUGAUGCUCACAUGCAGCGACAAAGGACUUCGAUGCUUUGUCUCAUGAUGUGUUUCAUGGCGCAGAGGUUGGCCAAUAAGAAGAGGCUGCCUUGUAGGGCGCAGGUCACUGCGGAGGUAGCCAGCGCGCCAAGCGCAGACAGGACAACCUGGUCCUGGAGGAGAGGCUUUUACAUUCUCUUCUUGGUCACAACGUAUGUUCUUUGCGAUGUUUUGGUGUAUUUUCGUGGUGAAAUGGCCAGCACAGGCUAUCACAAAGCGACUGUGCCAAUUUGUACCUCCACUGUGUCUGUGGCCAUAGGUGCUGUUUGGGCUUGGUGGUCUUUGGGUUGGAGGGGGUUGCGCGAAUGCUUCGCUCCAAAAAAUGUUUUCAAUUUCUGGGUAGUUGGCGCUUCAUUGUGUUUCUCGCUUUCAAGCAUUGCGCUGUUGAAAGCCUUUGUCCAUUUGGAUGCUGCUUUCAUCAAGCUGGUGGGACAGGUCAAGCUGCCACUGGCAGCCUUGGUCUCCACCUUCCUGUUGAGAACAAGGUAUAGCUUGUCCGAGUGGUUCUCACUGCUGAUCCUUUUCCUUGCCUGUGGCGCUUUCAAGGCAAUGACGAUAGGAGGGGGCGACGCCCAUGGUUUCGGGCCAGUUUGUGUCCUGGUGAUGUGCAACGUCUUCGCGGCGCUUUUCGCAGAAAGGGCCUUCAAGAAGAGCCCUGACAGAUUGCCCUUUGUGGUCAUCAUGACCAACAUGAGGAUUGGAGAAAUCCUCUUUGCCUUAGGGUUUCUCUUCUGUGAGCAUGGCAGCCAUGGUUUCGAGAAUUUCUUCAUCAACUGGGAUAGUUCCACGAUGUGGGUCUUUGGCACUCAUAUCUUGGACCUUUGGAUGACUGCCUUUAUGGUAAAGGAGUUGUCUUCGGUGUCCAAGUACGUUUCCAAGUGUUUGACGAUGGUCGUGUUGUUUGCAAUCGCCCUUCAGCGGGGUCAUCUCGCUGGCCGGCACAGACCGACCAUCGCGGAGACGAUGGUGGCGUUGAUCGUCAUCUUGACCACCUUGCAAUUCGCAACCCUCAGAGCUGAAAGGAGCCAACCACGGCGCCAAGCAUGGCGCAAGGAGUAGCCAAAAGUGGGAGCUGACGGGUGGCAAAC